GCAGUGAAAGUGGUAGCCAGUUGUCCUCGGUAUCAGAUCUCCGGAGGUCGUAGCUGAGCUCUUUUUCUGCGUUUCGCCUCGAUCCUUCCUAAGUCUUCCAGGUCCGCGUAGUGAGGAAGCGUCUCCACCAUCAUGGGGGGCGGAGACCUGAAUCUGAAGAAGAGCUGGCACCCGCAGACCCUCCGCAAUGUGGAGAAAGUGUGGAAAGCUGAGCAGAAGCAUGAGGCUGAGCGGAAAAAGAUUGAGGAGCUUCAGCGCGAGCUGCGGGAGGAGAGGGCCCGGGAGGAGAUGCAGCGCUACGCGGAGGACGUUGGAGCUGUCAAGAAGAAGGAAGAAAAAUUGGACUGGAUGUACCAGGGUCCUGGUGGGAUGGUGAACCGUGAUGAGUACUUGCUGGGGCGUCCCAUUGACAAAUACGUUUUUGAGAAGAUGGAGGAGAAGGAGGCAGGCUGUUCUUCUGAGACAGGACUCCUCCCAGGCUCUAUCUUUGCCCCAUCAGGUGCCAAUUCCCUUCUUGACAUGGCCAGCAAAAUCCGGGAGGAUCCGCUCUUCAUCAUCAGGAAGAAAGAAGAAGAGAAAAAAAGAGAGGUAUUGAAUAAUCCUGUGAAAAUGAAGAAAAUCAAAGAAUUGUUGCAAAUGAGUCUGGAAAAAAAGGAGAAGAAGAAAAAGAAGGAGAAGAAAAAGAAGCACAAGAAACAUAAGCACAGAAGCUCAGGCAGCGAUCGUUGCAGCAGCGAGGAUGAGCACGGCCGGGAGAGAUCUCAAAAGAAGAUGGCAAAUUCUUCCCCUGUUUUGUCCAAAGUCCCUGGAUAUGGCUUACAGGUCAGGAACUCUGACCAUAGCCAGGGACUGCAGGGUCCUCUGACAGCUGAGCAAAAGCGAGUGCGUGGGUUGAAGAAUUACUCCAGGUCCAGAAGCUCCUCUCCCUCACCUCCCAGACAUGCCAGCAAGAAGAGCACCAGAGAGGCAGGGUCUCGGGACAGGAGGUCUCGAUCGCCAGGCAGAAGGUCUCGGUCCCCAAGGCCAAGCAAACCGCACAACUCUAAGGUAAAUAGGAGAGACAGAGGCCGAAGUAAGAGCCUAUCACCUAAAAAAGACAUCUACCAAAGGCGGCAUGCUCAUGGGUACACCAGAAAGCUGUCAUCAGAGGAGCUAGAGCGAAAACGGCAAGAGAUGAUGGAAAACGCCAAGUGGCGGGAGGAAGAGAGGCUGAACAUCCUCAAGAGGCACGCUAAGGAUGACGAACGGGAGCAGAGGCUGGAAAAGCUAGACUCCCGGGAUGGGAAGUUUAUCCACCGCAUGAAGCUAGAGAGUGCAUCUACCUCUUCUCUGGAAGAUCGGGUGAAGCGGAAUAUCUACUCUCUACAGAGAACCUCAGUAGCUCUGGAGAAGAACUUUAUGAAAAGAUGA
Molecule: messenger RNA, 1410 nt
Organism: Lipotes vexillifer (Yangtze River dolphin)
Lineage: Eukaryota; Metazoa; Chordata; Mammalia; Artiodactyla; Lipotidae
Gene: CWC25
Product: CWC25 spliceosome associated protein
Exons: 10
Coding region: 133-1410 (425 amino acids)
Biological process (GO): mRNA splicing, via spliceosome
Cellular component (GO): U2-type spliceosomal complex
Source: RefSeq, a predicted model, not a curated record